This is a messenger RNA of Balaenoptera musculus (blue whale), 549 nucleotides long. Its product is annotated as transcription elongation factor A protein-like 8. The transcript has 2 exons. Lineage: Eukaryota; Metazoa; Chordata; Mammalia; Artiodactyla; Balaenopteridae. The coding region runs from base 134 to 487 and encodes 117 amino acids. The record is from RefSeq and is a predicted model, not a curated record.
CGACAUGUGCAGAAGUCCUUAUAGUCCAGGGCCUGUUUCCCUGUAGCAGCUCCCUAUUGCUGGAGGAGAAAAGUGCCCCGGAUCCUUUCAGGAUUAAUUUAUUCAGGAAGGAAAUAAGAGAAAAAUACUCAACAUGCAAAAGUCUUGUGAAGAAAAUGAAGGAAAAGCACAGAACAUGCCAAAGGCUGAGGAAGACCGCCCUAUGGAAGCUGUACCACAGGAGGCAGAAAGAAAUCCUCUACCUUCUGAAGAAGGUGUAAGCCAGGAAGCAGAAGGAAACCUUAGAGGAGGGCUGACUCAGCCUGGUCAGGGAUAUAAAGAGGACACUCCGGUUAGGCAUUUGGACCCAGAAGAAAUGAUAAGAGGAGUAGAUGAGUUGGAAAGGCUUAGGGAAGAGAUAAGAAGAGUAAGAAACAAGUUUGUGAUGAUGCAUUGGAAACAAAGACAUUCACGCAGCCAUCCUUAUCCUGUGUGCUUUAGGCCUUGAAUUCUUUUUUUUUUUUCUGUCUGAUAUUAAAAUCUGGCCCCUGCUUUCUUUCUGUUAGCAUU